Messenger RNA from Melitaea cinxia (Glanville fritillary), 3964 nucleotides. RefSeq names its product JNK-interacting protein 3 (gene syd). Gene Ontology annotation, molecular function: JUN kinase binding; signaling receptor complex adaptor activity; kinesin binding. Gene Ontology annotation, biological process: vesicle-mediated transport. The coding region runs from base 263 to 3964 and encodes 1233 amino acids. NCBI's taxonomy places the organism in Eukaryota, Metazoa, Arthropoda, Insecta, Lepidoptera, Nymphalidae. Gene Ontology annotation, cellular component: cytoplasm. The transcript has 24 exons. The record is from RefSeq and is a predicted model, not a curated record.
AAAAUACGUCAAUCAAACAAAUGGUGUGAUUGUAGUCUUUUUUCUUUUCUAUCUUUCCCUAUCUACAUAUUUAUAACAUCACCUACGUGAAAUCUUUCCGAAUAAUAAUCGUAAUGCACAUAAUAAUUAUUUAUUAAGAAAACAAUCGAUCGCGUCAUCGUACAAUAUUGUACACAAAUCAACUAAUCAUGUUUUCGCGUAAAAUUUAUAAUUAGCCGUCUCUGCCAAAAGUAGUCGCAAUUUCACAAUAGCCUGCAUAAUCAUGAAUUUCGACGAUAGCGCGAGUAGUGGCUACGCCACGGCGGAAACCGUUUACGGAACUCACGAGGAUAGCCAUCUAGUGAUGUCGGAGAAGGUCCAGUCGCUCGCGGGGAGUAUCUACCAGGAGUUCGAGAAAAUGAUAGCGCGGUACGACGAGGACGUGGUGAAAACACUGAUGCCGUUGCUAGUGAACGUGUUGGAAUGUCUGGACUCGGCCUACCAGACCAACCAGGUGCAUGAAGUUGAACUGGAACUAUUGCGGGAGGACAACGAACAGCUGGCCACGCAGUACGAACGCGAGAAGUCCGCUAGGAAGCACUCCGAGCAAAAGUUGCUCGAAGCUGAAGACCACUAUGAGGGUGAAAGGAAAGAUCUGACGGGGCGGCUGGAGGCUCUGGACAGCAUUGUUCGUAUGCUAGAGCUGAAACACAAGAAUUCUUUAGACCAUGCAAGCAGACUCGAAGAAAGGGAAAAUGAACUUAAAAAGGAAUAUGCGAAACUCCACGAGAGGUACACGGAGCUCUUCAAAACUCAUAUGGAUUAUAUGGAACGUACCAAGUUAUUAUUGAGUACGACAAGCGAUCGCAGUGAAGUCCGCGGUCGUCUCGGUCUUAACCCUGUUGGAAGAUCUAGCGGUCCCAUAUCGUUUGGAUUUGCGUCGCUGGAAGGCUCUCAAGUGGAACAGACGGAGAGCAUACCCGGCAGUCCUGUCAGUUUGUCCUCAUCACCUCCCACACCUCCUAUUGGAGCGGAAUUAGCUGCAGUUAGGACGGUUGAACGCGCCCAUCAAACAGACCCUAUCAGACAGCAUAGUCAAGCGACGUCGCCAGUUGCUCCACCAGCUGGCUCUGGUCGGUCACAGACCAAGAGCGAGAAAAGAAGUGGGAACACACUGUAUCAGGAAUUAGCUUUCCAUGAUACCGACGUUACUAUAGCUGAAGUUGAUGAAGGCGCGGAUAUAACAGGGAGCUGGGUCCAUCCCGGAGAGUAUGCGUCUUCGGUUAACGAUAAUUACUUCGGUAUGGGGAAGGAGGUUGAAAAUCUGAUCUUAGAAAAUAACGAAUUAUUGGCAACUAAAAACGCCCUGAACGUAGUAAAGGACGACCUAAUAGUGAAAGUAGACGAACUGACCGGUGAACAGGAGAUACUAAGAGAAGAAGUGUCAGCUCUUAGUGCGGCGAGAGAGAAGCUACGGGAAAGAGUCUCGCAGUUAGAAGAGGAACUGCGCCACCUCCGGGAGGCGGUUGGAGGUUCCCAAGGCCAAGAUGAUGAUGAGGCAGACGUACCAAUGGCGCAGAGGAGAAAGUUCACCAGGGUCGAAAUGGCACGUGUGCUGAUGGAGAGGAACCAGUAUAAGGAAAGAUUCAUGGAGCUACAGGACGCAGUCCGCUGGACGGAAAUGGUGAGAGCCAGCCGUGUCGACUCCACCAUGGAUAAGAAGAGCAAGCAGGGGAUUUGGAAGUUUUUUAGUAAACUCUUCAGCCCGUCCGGGCGGCCGCAGCGGCCGGUGUCGACGCCGCAGCUGCGCGCGGUGGCGGCGCCGCAGCCCGCGCUGCGCCACUCGCGCACGCAGGCCGACUUCCUCGAGACGCAGCUCUCCGACCACCACCACCACCGGCGGCACGACCACGCGCGCUCCGACCAGUUCCGACAGGUACGGGCUCAUGUACGCAAAGAAGACGGGCGUACACAGGCUUAUGGUUGGAGUCUGCCGUGUAAAACUGGCCAAACUCAACGAGAGGCUCUCUCUCUGUCCUCAGGAGGUGUGCCAGUGCCCGUACCCGUGUUUUGUAGGCCGAUAGCGGAAUCCGAACCGCAAAUGACGCUCCUAUGCGCGGCGGGUGUAGACCGUAGAGGCGGACGAACUCCAGACGGUGGUUGUAUGGUGGGUGAUAGCGUGUUCUACGACGGAAGAGGGAAAUCACAGGACGCUAUGUGUCUAGCAUAUGAAAUGAGUAAAGCUCAAGGGGCAAGUUCACCGGAUGUUGAGCAAGGAGACGAGCAACUUCCAACAUCUCCAGAGCCAACCGAGAGCACUCUGUCUUCGCUUGUGUGGAUCUGUGCCAAUACGCAGAAUAAGGGAAUCGUCAUGAUAAUCGACGCAAACAAUCCAGCGGACGUGAUCGAGUCGUUCCCUGUGAGCGACAAACACAUACUCUGCAUCGCUUCAGUACCGGGGGCCCUCGACGAAGACUACCGGGAACUGAGCGAGAGGGACCAGCCCUCCCCUCCGCCCUCACCUGUGCACGCGCAGACCGAAGAGAACAAGCGACACUCGCAAUCUCUGUUCUGCGUGGGUAAGAGUGAGUCAACCGAGAGUCAGAGCAAUGGACCGGCGACUGCAAGCAACGGGCAGAUGGAGAAUGGAAAGAAGAUGGUUAUCGUUGGGAGCACUAGACUUGUACAAGCAACUCUGCUGACACCUCCCAGUACGCCAGUUAAAGAAACGGCCCCUCCACCGUCACAAGCGGAAGAGGUCGCGAACAGCGAGGAUAAAGAAGCGAGCGCGGAGGCGGAAGCGGAAGCGGAACCGGAACCGGAAACCGGUACCGACAGUCCGCCAUUGUCAUCUACACCUAUUAACGCGGUGACCGAAGUUCGGAACUCUCCCGAACCAGGGGUUGACGCGUUCGCUCAAGAGACGGAGUCCCUAAACCAAGAAAAUCAGAGUGAGGAACCACGAGACCGCAAGAUGUCUACCGUUAUGGCUACCAUGUGGCUCGGUACUAAGAGUGGUUUACUCUUCGUACAUUCCGCUGUGGCUAAUUAUAGCAAGUGCUUAGCGAGGGUCAAAUUGAACGAUGCAAUACUAUCGAUCGUGUGGUGUUCAUCGAGAUGUGUGGUAGCGUUAGCGGACGGUACGAUAGCGAUAUUCCAAAGAGCCGCAGACGGACAGUGGGACUUCUCGCAGUACUGGCUCAUGACCCUCGGCGACCCCAAGUGUUCAGUUCGUUGUCUAAGUGCGGUGGGUAAUGUGGUAUGGUGCGGAUACCGGAACUGUGUUCUAGUGGUGGAGCCUCGCUCACGACGCUUGUUACGUUCAUUAGAGGCUCACCCACGACACGAGAGUCAGGUUCGACAGAUGGCGGCACAUAGGGACGGAGUUUGGGUAUCAAUAAAAAUGGAUUCCGCUCUACGUCUCUACCACGCACGCACGUACAAACAUCUAAAGGACGUGGAUAUCGAACCGUACGUCAGCAAGAUGCUGGGUACAGGGAAGCUGGGCUUCUCUCUCGUCCGGAUCACAGCCCUAUUGAUCAGUUCCGGUAGACUUUGGAUAGGAACGAGCAAUGGGGUUGUUAUAUCUGUGCCAUUGUCUGAAACAUUAGUGCGAUCGGGAUCUUUGACUGGCGGCAAUAUCCCACUAUGUUCUAUGGCGCACGCGCAACUCAGUUUCCACGGUCACCGUGAAGCAGUCACCUUCUUCGUAGCUGUCCCUGGAGCGGCUCCUGGGUCACCUGACUCUCCACCACCCCCUCAACCCCAUGGCUCUCCGACCAACCAAUCGGAACCAUCAAGCCCCGCCGCACCCCCCAUGCUUGUCAUAUCUGGGGGGGAGGGUUACAUCGAUUUCAGAAUAGCCGACUCGGAGAUGGAGGAGAGCGUAGUGGCGGCUGAGGACGGGUCGUCGAGUGGGCACAGCUCGCUAGUUGAGCGCUCCGGCCGUAGUCACCUGAUAGUAUGGCAGGUGGCCGCCGCCUAG